This is a messenger RNA of Lucilia cuprina (Australian sheep blowfly), 4129 nucleotides long. Its product is annotated as mediator of RNA polymerase II transcription subunit 15. The record is from RefSeq and is a predicted model, not a curated record. The transcript has 3 exons. The coding region runs from base 262 to 3930 and encodes 1222 amino acids. Lineage: Eukaryota; Metazoa; Arthropoda; Insecta; Diptera; Calliphoridae.
UUUUUUUCUCUCAACAACAACUAAAUCCUUGUUAAUCUGUUUUAAAGCAAAAAAUAAUAAUAAAAAUGAAAAAUAACGGUCUAUAAAGCGGACGUUAAUCGGGAUAUUAAUUAUAUUUAGUGACGCUUGUAAUUAUUUGUUUAAAAUCGUUGUCAGUGUUUUUCCCAAGCCAAUUUCCAGUGGAUUUAAAUAUUUAUAUAAAAAAUAUAAAUAAAAUUAUUUAUUUUGUUUAUAACAUUUAAUGGAAUUAAAAGAUUGGCAAUGUUACGAAAAUUUCUAAAACCAACUGUUAUUGCCAGUAUUUUAAUAUUACUAACCAUCUUAACAACCAUAACGAAGGCAACAGCUGUGACGACAUCUACAACAUCUAUAGCAACACCAACAACAACAAUAACACCAAUACCAUCUCCACCGCCGCCAACAACUACCGCAACAGCCACUCCAUCAACAAAUAUUUCAGCAACAGUUUUUCCGUUAACAAAAACAUCAGUUGUCAACAAAUUCUUAAAUAAUGCAGCCGAAGAAACAACAACAUCAUUGUUGCCCUUACAGCCACCUUUAAAUGUGACAUCAACAACUUUGGCAAGUUUUAUAUUAAACCAAAAACAUCAACAACAACAGCGUCAAAGGAAACAACAGCAAUUGUUGUAUUUACAGCAACAACGUCAACAUCGACAGGUACAAGAUGUUGAGGAAAUAACGCAAGAAGAACAACACGAACAGCAGCAACAACAACAACAACAACAUUUAUUAAACGACAAUGUAAAUGACAACAAAGAAAUUAUAAAAAAGAAUUUGGACUCUUCUUUUGUUACCGUUACUUCACCAGUUGAUGUCAUAACACCGGAACCUAGUUCCACACAUGCUUAUAUACCUUUCGAUUUGGACUAUAAUGAUCCUACCGAGGAAAAAGCUCUUAAAGAAACCACUGCUCGUCAAUCUACCAUUAAUGAGGUUUUGACGAAUCUUUUCCCUAAAGGCUUUUCGGAUAUAUUUAGAUUUAGCUAUGCUGGCGAACAGGAAGCGCCUAGUACCACCACUACUACUUCUACAACCGCUGCACCCAUUAAAGUAGUCAAAUCUACACCAACACCCUUUAAGCCCAUGCCCUCUACCAAAACUAAGAAAAAGGAAAAGGCAGAAUUACCAAGUAAUGGCACUUUUAUAACUGUAUCGACAACGGUGACUAGAGAAAUAAGACGAGAAAUAAGUCCUGGUCAUACCGAAAUCGUAGUGGAGAAAAUUAUUACCGAUCCUGGUUCCAUAAGAUCAAGUGAAGAGUUUAGAGAUGGCAGUAAUUCUAUAAGUAAGGAUGAGUUAUUAAGAAUUAAUAGAGCUGCCAAGGAAGCUUCUGUUUUACCCAGUCUUUUAGUUAAUCCUCAAAGCCAUAACAAUAAUAAUCUAACAGAUUCCAAAACUCUCACACCCAUUGUUAUACUUAAUGAAAACUAUAAUAAUGAUGAUUUUGUAGAUGCUCCAGAAGAUGAUAAUCAAAUAGCUGAAACACAAGAUGUGAUACAUCAAGUUGUACAAGCUCCACCGGCGGAAAGCACAAAUUAUCAUGUUACGCCCAAUCAUCAAUACAAUGUACGCAUUAUACAUGACAAUACUUUAAAGAAUGCUCAAGAUAAUGAACUGGCUCAUCCUACACUAAGGAAUUUUCCUUCUUAUCAAACAUUUGUAGAGCAAAGUAAACAUUUGCAAAACUCUUUAAAUGAAGCACCAUCAAGGACAUUUUUGAAGAAUUUUCAAAAUCCCAUACUAUCGCAAAAUGUUCAUUCAGCUGCAGUAAAUAAAGGCAGUUUUCAUUAUGAACAACCGCCAACACAAUCUCAUAUACAAACUGUGUUGCCGGCAGCCCAGUUGCAGUAUGCUCAAUAUCAGAAUCAUCAUCAGCAGCUGCCACAAGCAGAAGCUUUACAGCAGGCGCCAUCACAAGCCGCACAAUAUCAGCAACAACAUCAGCUGCAUACUCAGAUAACAGCUAGCCAACAUGCCAGCGAUAAAGAUAUUUAUCAAAUUGACUCCGAUCAACAGCAACAAUUGGAACAUGCCACAGAAGCUAAUAUUGUAUUUGUCACCAUUAACACUCCUAUUGCUCACACCAUACAGCAGACACCUAAACUAGUGCAAACAUACUCUCAAGAGCCACAAAUUUUACCACCACAACCCAUGAAAUCUCCUCAUGAAUUUGUAGCCGAUGCCAUGGCCCAUAAUAACCAUGAAGCUCAACAGUUGGUGGUGGAUCAUCAGGCUCAACAAACGGAAAAUAAUCCUAAACCCAGUAAUACAGGCUAUACUUAUGUGGAAGUACAAAAAUCCAUUAAUAUACAUAAUAAAUUGAUUACCGAGAAAGAUGGACGUUUGAUAGAACAACAUGAGACCAUUUAUCCGCCGGAACAGAAAUACACGCACCAUAUUGACCAACAACAGGAGCCAGUACAACCACAACCUUCUCCAGAUUAUGUGUCGCUUUCACAAAAUCCUAUACAUGUUGAACAAGAAGAAGAACAAUACGAAUCAGCUGCUUCGAUUAAAGAUGAACAACAUACACUGAACCCUUCACAAGAUUUAUCCGAUUUUGACACUAUACAACAAUCAAAUCUUGUACAAGAAACACAUAUUAUAGAGACACCACAACAUGAUCAACAAGUGCAAACCGAACAGGUUCAGUAUGAACAACAACAUGCUCAAGAGCAAAAUAAUCACGAACAAUAUGAUCAACAUUAUGCUCAAGAACAGCAAGUACAAUAUCAACAACCAGCAAAUGAUCAUAAUGCACAGUAUGAGCAAUAUCAUGUUCAUGAACAGCAAGUACAAUAUCAACAAUCUGAUAAUCCUCAACAGCAACAAGUACAAUAUCAGCAAAUUGAUAAUAAUCAUCAAGCAGAAGAGGGGGGACAUCAUCAUAUUGAAGAGGAGGAGGAAGGUGAUCACAAAAUAGUCGAAGAACAACAACUUAACGAUGAGAUACAAUCUCAGCCAGCUAAUGUAGCUUACGAACAAACUGUACAAAUACCUUACGCUUUACCCGAAACACAGCCCUAUCAACGACCACAAAUUAUAGAGAAACAUAUUCCUGUACCUUAUGGAGUACCAGAACCGGUGGGUAUACCAGUUCAUAUAGAACAUUACAUAGAUCGACCUUUUCCAGUAGAAACCAUAGUGGAGAAACCUGUUCCAUAUCCCGUAGAAAAGGUAGUGGAAAAAUUUGUGGAGAAACAUGUACCCAUAGAAGUGGAAAAAAUCGUAGAGAAACCGGUGGAAGUAAUUGUCAAGAAAUAUAUAGAUCGUCCCGUAGCUAUACCCAUCAAAAUACCAGUAGCUUUACAUUUACCUGCCUCUCCCCAUGGGCCACCUUUUGGUCAUUAUCCUCCCACUUUUGCUGGUGUUAGUUUGGAUCAUGCCUCAACUUGGCCGCAAACUGUUAAUGGCGGCAGCUUUAGUCGUAUACCACAAAGUGUGGUUAAAGCUUAUUAUGCAAAAAUGUUGAAAAAACUAGUGCCCCAAAUGCAACAGGCCUACAAGAAUACACAUGCCACCAAAGCUGUGCCGAAAAUUACACCCAAACCUUUUGUCAAGCAAACUUAUAAAAUAUCCGAUAUAUUAUAUGAUCUUAAACCACCACCGCCACGCCCUAAAGGUGUUUCCUCAAAUUGGGAUGUGGGAGCACGUUAUCAAUAUGAUUACAAUACUUUGCCCCUGGACUUGUCAGCUUCCUCGUCUAUAGCAGUAGGCAAACAUAUGGAAAGACCGGGUCAGGGUUAUAAAAAUAACUUUGAUGAAUUUCAAAGAUGGCGUAAUGGUCAUAGCCUAAAGAGAUCACCAGAUUUUGGUAGAAAUUUACAUGUGGAAUAUGGUUUUAAACCACCUCUAGUGCCCUCUGUAGAAAUUGAUGAUAAGGGUGUGCCCAAAAGAAAAGAGGAAUAGAGUGAGUAGAAGUGAGCGAUAUAGUCAGAGAGCUGAAGCUGAGAGUAAGGCAAAUGUAUGAGUUACAGGUGCAAAUGUCAAAAUUUAAUGAUUUUUUUAUUUAGAUAUUAAAAACGUAUUAAAUUAUUUAAACAAAUUUUGUGCCAAACAAAUUUUAACGAAUUUUUCUUCUUUUUCUUUAUAACGCAAUAUUUUUUAU